Messenger RNA from Pocillopora meandrina, 6786 nucleotides. The record is from the annotation of a GenBank genome assembly. Lineage: Eukaryota; Metazoa; Cnidaria; Anthozoa; Scleractinia; Pocilloporidae.
GCUAGUGCAACCCCUUUGGGACAAGAGAGAUGUUCAUGGGGACCAUCUUACUGGUGUGCAAAGUACAAACAAGCUGUAGAAUGCAAUGCAUUGGAACAUUGUCGCGCUAAAGUUUGGUCUGUAAAAGAUGAGGUACGUAAACACCUUUUUGUUUAUUUUCUAGACAUCUGGAGGGAAAUUUUGGGCAUUUUUACCCAUGAUGAGUUGGUGCCAACAUUCUUAAUGUUUAAAGGCACAAAUAUAUAUAUAUAUAUAUAUAUAUAUAUAUAUAUAUAAAGUAUAUAUAAGUUGAAGUUAUACGUCAGCAUGCUUAACAGAUAACUACCAUUGACUAAGGUCCAACCUCAAAAUAAACACCCACAUCAAGUAAGUGCCCACCCUGAAGGUAGGUAAAUUAACAAAUACUGAGCCUCUAAUAACCACCCACCCCUUAAUUGACAAAGUACCACUAAAUGACUUCCCCUAAAGAUGGAGUUUUGUAGUAUUUUUUAGACAGCUUUCAAGGAACUGUUAGAUUCUGCCUUAGUUCAUCUUUUAGUAUUGUUAUUAUUCAGUGUGUUGUAAGUUGCAAAAUAAACUUAAUACAUUCUUAAGAUGGUGAAAAUUUGAUUAGCACCCAGCGUUGAAUAAGUACCCACUUCCUCAAAAAGUUAAGUAAGCACUAAGGGCCAGGGCCCUCAAUCGAAUAUUAAAUACAGUUGCUAAGUUAUGUAAUGUUACUUACAAAGAAUGAUAUCCCAAGCAAAAUGCCUUUUUAUUAAGUUGAGAAAUCUAAAUGUGUACACACUCUCUUUUAUCAGGUAGCUUGUGAUGUUUGUAAAGAACUUGACCCUUUGAUCAGAGCAUACCUGGAGAAAAAUGCAACUCAAGUAAGUCAGUCAUUUAAGUUUGAUUGUACAUGUCUUUUUGUUUUUCUCUGAUAUUUUGAGAGCCGCUAGUAGAAUUUAAAGACCUCACAAAGAAACACUGUUCAGAACUUAACUCAGUCUCAAGUAGAGUAUAAAGUAACACAAAAGUGAAACUGUGUACAAAAAAGUUUUUGUAAUUCGUUACACCUAAUGUUUGUGAAUGCUAUCAAAUGAAAGUAAUAAAUUAAAACAGUAUUGUUCUUUUCUGUCUUCAUGUGUGAGAAUCAUGGACUAUUGCAGGUUUUAAAGAACUAUGCAAUUUUGUAAAAUUUAAGUCUGGACCAUUAACCCUAACAGUUGUAGAGUAAGUUGAUACUAACCGUCUAAGUUACAGCUAUAUCAAAAAAAUUUUUUCAGACAGAGCUUGUUACUCUGGUAGAGGAAGCUUGUGAGAAGUUUGCUGGAUCUUAUGCAGAAGUGGUAGGUGACAAUUCAAAUAGAUAUUAAGGCCUGAAGCUGUUCACCUUCUAGAACUUUAUUAAAAUCUUCCCAUAUCCCAGCAAGUUUCAACAUUAAGGAAGACACUAAGUCUUGUUGAUGGACCACAGCUCCUUAUAGAUACUAAAUACAGUGUAGUGAAAAAGCUGUAGGAAAUUAUCUGCUGUAAAGUCUAUCUCCAUUGGUGACAGUAGUCACCUUAGGUGAUGUUGUGAACUUAACCCACAAAUUCAAGCUCAAGACAAACUGAGAAAAAGAAUUUGUUGGUUUCAUUUAUCCCUUAAUCCUUUAACUCCCAAGAUCUGAUUGUUAAUUCUCCCCUCUAACUGGCACACAAUUCCUUGUAAAUAAGUUAUAGGAAUUUGGUGUUAGGUCAAGGUAACAACUUCCUGAUAAGUUUGAGUAUUCUCAUAACCUGGUGGCUGGAUAAUGUACGGAUAUUAUAGGGAGAAGUUGCAAGUUAAUCACUUCUGGGAGUUAAAGGGUUAAAGGCACACAUAAUGUCUUGAUAUCACCCUUCAAAUUACUAGCUAAGCAGCAAAAUGCAUUUUACAAUAAUUUUCAGAUCUCCAUAGAUGGUAAUCUAUUAUCAUUUGCUUGCCUGAAGUAAUUGGCUUGACUUUAUCCUCUACAUGUAUGUCCAAAAUAUGUACAAUUGAAACUUAUUACAGAUCAGUUGAAUUAAGAUAUAGUUUUGGACUGUUAAGUUUUCAAUUGUUUUGACUCAUUGACAAAUAUCUUUAAAUUAAUUGCAGUGCAAAUCCUUAGUUGAUCAGUAUGAACCACUGCUUAUGAAUACCAUUUUGGAGUACUUGGUAAGUUUUUAAGGUUUUAUUAUUGACAGAAAUGUCCAAAUUGAAUGCCUUUUCAGUGCAGUCAAGAUGUAUUAAUGUGUUUUUAAAAUAAAUUUCUUCUGGUUUCUGACAAGAAACUUAAAGUUUCAAACCUCAAAGGAAAUUGAAUUAAUUAGUGUAAAGAAAUGAAAAGUCAUGGGAAUUUUUAUUUCUAGUUUUUAAGUUAAAGAAGGUUGUCAGAUUGUCACCAAUGCAAAGAAGACAUCUGCAAGUCAUAGAAUCAAACUUUAAAAAAAACACAGUGUAAGAUUUAAACUUUCUCUGAUUAAAGGCUGAUCCUCAGCAAGCCUGUACAACUUUGGGAUUAUGUUCAAGUGAGGUGAAGCAAGUCGACGCCAAGCUCAUCUUCAAGCCUUUGAAGAAACAGAUGAUAAAACUCAUGAAGCCUCUUGCUCUUGCUGCCAAGCACAAGCCAGUUGUUGUCAAAUCCAAACCAGUCAAGGCCUCUGUGGAGUGUAUUUUGUGCGAGUUUAUCAUGGACAAACUUGAUUCUAUCCUCAAGCAGAAUGCCACUCGGGUGCGUAAAAGAUUCAGGAGAUAGAUACAUGGGGGUGGAUUAAAAAACAAAUUACAAAAUAUUCAGUGAACACUGGCAUACAAGCUUUACUUUUUUGCUGUGUUUAUUUCUAGAGUCGAAUUUCAUUUUGUAUUUUUAUCUUAUCAGAUUAGUACAGUUUGUAACCAGACAGUAUUCAGAGUUUUCCAUCUUAGUGACUUUGCGCAGUCCACUUGUUAUUUCCUUUGAAUUCUUUGCAAAACUUUUUUUCCAGAAUUUGAGUUGCCAAUCUUGGGGUGCAGAUUACACACCAGUAUUUGCAGUAUACUGUGUCUUUUCAAAACAAUGAUUGUUGUUACCCUACCCUUUUAGAAACUCUCUUUUCAGGGGUUCACUAACAGUUUUUAUCAUUUGGAUUUAUGUUAUACAACUUUACUUCCCUAAGACAUUUAUGUCUAUUUAGUUACAAAUCAGAUUAGUAGCACUGAUCUAUUGUCAGAUUAUAAGAUUAGUUCCGUUAUUUAGAGGUUAGAUACUUAAAUCAUUUGACUGUGUGAUUGUGAUUGGUAUCUUGUUGAAGAUUAAGGAAUGUGGAAACGUGAGAAAAACUUUUCGCGCUUUAAACGGAAGAUGUUUUCAACAAAGCUGCGGACAGACUGUAUUUGUAGAAUAAGGUUGCAUCAAGAUUUGUUAUUAUUCUAUAUUAUAUUGUUAACAUGCAGCCCAACAUUAUACUCUUUCUGGUUUGCGAUUUUAUAUAUUGGCUAAUAAGAUUUAACUUAUUUUCUUCAGGAAGAAAUUGAGGAGGCUUUGGACAAAGUUUGCAGCUAUUUACCAUCUUCAAUCUCUAGUGAAGUAAGAACUAUUUUUAUAGUAAGAGCUUUGCAUUUCUAUCCUAAAUUUUAGCUAGAAUAAAAGGAUAAAGUCACUCCAAGCUAUGCAGUGCAUUGCAGAAUCUUUAACAAUUUUCUGCACCUUGUAAAGAUACUUUUUCCCCAAAUUUUAACACCAGUCUUGUUGUGAAGGAUGAUCAUUUGCCUUCCAGUGUAGUCACUACAGUUGUGGAUCACACAUCUAAAGUUUCUGCAUUGUAAAAAGAGCAAUAAUGUUAUUAUUAUUUGCAAAGAUCAUGCCUGUUUGAUCUCACCAUAGGCUUGCAGUAGUUUAUUAUUUUGGUUAUGUUGUAGGCUCUAAAAUUACUUUGGGUUUUUUUUUUGUGGCUCCUAGUGUACCCAGUUUAUCAAUCAGUAUGGUGAUGCAAUCUUGCAAAUCCUUGCACAAGAACUUGACCCAAAAGAAGUUUGCACAGCGCUUCAACUUUGCACAAGUCAGGCAAAAGGUAAAGGUACUUUAAAAUGGAAGAUGUCCAUAGCUAGAAAAACAUAAGUCCCUUACCAACAACAUGUAUUCAAGUAAGGUUAUUUAGCUGUACAUUUUAACCCUUUCACUCCUAAGAUCUCAUAAGCAUUUCUCCUUACUAUCAACCAUACAAUUUGUAUGAUGUUGGUUCAGAGAAUUUGGUAUAAGAUAAACUAACAAUCCUCUUUUAAGAAUUGUUAUAUUUCUUAGUUCUCAUCACUUUUCUGCUUGAUAUUGUAUUGAAAUUGUAAGGAGAAAUUUUGUCUUGGUCACUGACAGGGGAGUGAGAGAGUUACCAUAUUUACUGGUGUACAAGUUGAACUUGUGUAUAAGUUGACCUCUCAUUUUCAAGGUCAAAAAUCAGAUUUCUAAUCAUUUCUAGUUAAAGAAGUAAAAUUCAGACUGAUAGAAAUAUCCCAAAAAGGUAAUCUCUUAUUUCUGAGAAUUUAUUAAAAACAAGGUGAAUUAAAAAAACUGCAGAGCAAGAUGGAACGGUGUGGUGUUGGGGAUUGGCCCUUGUUUAUAUUACCAUGAUUUAAGCAUACACAAGCACUUCAAGUUACUAGAGAAGCAUUUUACCAUAUUUUGAAAAUCGCUUUGAAAGUGAAAUCUUCUUGUAUUUAACUAACCUUUAUCUUUAAGUCAAUGUUGAGUUUGAAAGGAGAUUUAACGUGCCUUUGGUUACAAUUACAUAAUUGAUCACUUGUAGUAAAGUCAUUAUUGUACAAUAAGAAUUGUCUAGAAUCUCUCUUUACUAGUAGAAUAUGUAUUGAUCUUAAGUUUAAAAAUAUGAGAUAUUUUAAGGAAAGCUAAGCACUUUACAGAGAAACCUCAUAAUGCAUUACAUGAAGAAUCCUUAUUUUAAUAGAUUGGCACAAGUUGUUCCCUUUAAAAUGAGAGCAUUGAAGAGGGGACACUUGCUCGUGAGAUUAGACUUUGCCACUCUUUUACCCAUUCCAUUAGUGAGAGCAAUUUCCCACUGCCAUACCAAGAUAAUCUUUAAUCAAGAAAUAAAUUUUAUUAUGAACAGCUGUUCACAACUCAGAUAUCACAUACUCGGUUGUUCUUUUGUCUUUAGCCAUGGAGAAGCCAAAGAUUCAUCUUCCGAAGAGUAAUGAGACUUGUGAAAUCUGUGACACUGUCAUGACUUACUUGAAGAUGUUACUGGCAGACAAUGAAACUCAGGUACAUAACAGUGAUGUAUACAUUAGAUAAAUAGAUUGCUGUGUUUUUGUUCAGUAAUAGGUCCCAGUCACCAGCCUUCUGCUGUUAACCACUUUAUUUAAAUUGCUCUUUUUUGUGUGUGUUUGUCGUAGGUGUUAUUUCCUGUUACAUUCAAUGAAUGAUUAGUUGAUUUUAUGUUUGUUUACUUUUCUCAGCAAGAGAUUUUAAAUGUAUUGAAACAAGUUUGCAGCUAUCUGCCAGAGCAGCUCUCUUCUGAGGUAUAAAACACAAACUUAUAAACUUUCUUUUACUCUCUUGUUGUAUAACAUUUAGUAAUAAGCUUACUUGUCAAAUUACAGUGUAAAUAUGAAAUUCUUGGCAAUACUUGUGACUUGUAACCUAAGUAUACAGGUACUUAACAGUAAUAUUUACAGUUGCCUGAUUAUUUUUACUUUCUUUCUUGUCUGGCUUUGAUUCAUGUCUAAAUAAAAUGGAAUUAGGUUAGUCUAACACAUCAAUCACUCCAAAAAAAUUAACCUUUGAAUAUCCACUAGUGCACUGCCAUUGUGACUGAGUAUGGACCAGCCAUUCUGAAUCUGAUUGCAGAAAGUGAUCCAGAAUCCCUAUGUGAGGUAAGUUUUUCCUCUAACAUAAAAAAGUGAGGGGGGGGGGCGCUUAUUUGACUCUUUAUCUUCAGAAGGGAGUCAAGUCUUGCCAAAUAGCUUGUGCUUUGUUGGUUUACUCAAAAAAUGUCAUGAAUUUUUCAUCUUCAGUUUGUACAUUGAAGAUAUGUGUUUAAUGCAACCAGUUUCUCUCAUGGUCUACCACUUUUUAUGGUGUUGCAGUGGUCUACCCUAAAGAACUCAACUGUCACUGCGCAGUUGAAAGUGCAUUUUCUGCUGAGCUAUGCUAACAAAACUCCUCUUUCAGGAAAUUGGACUGUGCUCUGCCUUUAAAAAGAUGACAUUGAAAAAGGAGGGCAAAUUCUGUUUCCUUGGUGCCUCAUACUGGUGUGAAAACAAGUUUAAUGCAAUCCAAUGCAAUGUAAGUCAAGUGGAGCAACCUAUGCCUAUUUCUUGGUAGAAUUUUGUAAAAAAUGAAUUCAAGUUUGUGAGUUUGUGUUAAAGUUAAAGGCAUGUCAAAAGCAGAAUGUCCAUCUGAUUCCUCUAUGCUUUCAAAAUGAUAACACAAUUUUUUCAACUGUCCUCUAUUGUAAUUUGGGAAAAUUUUCUAUAAUCCAUUCAACCUUUUCUAUGGUAUACACAUUUUGUCAUAUUCUGAAAUUUACCAGUAGGUUACUGUUACAACUCACAUUUUUUUCUAGUAUUGCAACUUUUCUAGCAAUUUUUGAUCAACAUGUGACAAGAGUGGUUAAAAGUGUACACAAAAUAAACGUUCACCCUUGUCUCAAGAUCAGUCACACAAUAUUAUUCUGACCUAGAUAACGCUUUUGAAUCAAUGGAAAUUGUCACAUUGAGAUGUAAUAUCCUUUUUAAUAUAGAGCAAAAAUGUGUGCUUUUUAUCUUCUCAGGCUUUGAAACAUUGCACAGACCAUGUGUGGAACUGA